This is a messenger RNA of Ahaetulla prasina, 4733 nucleotides long. RefSeq lists its product as uncharacterized. The coding region runs from base 1344 to 4733 and encodes 1129 amino acids. Gene Ontology annotation, biological process: regulation of transcription by RNA polymerase II. NCBI's taxonomy places the organism in Eukaryota, Metazoa, Chordata, Lepidosauria, Squamata, Colubridae. Gene Ontology annotation, cellular component: kinetochore; chromosome. The record is from RefSeq and is a predicted model, not a curated record. The transcript is spliced from 20 exons. Gene Ontology annotation, molecular function: chromatin insulator sequence binding.
UUAUUUAUUCAAUGGAAAAGUAUUCAUUUAAAUAAUAAUUAAUAGGCAUGUAAGCACAAUCACAAUAUAAAAUGUUAUUGUUACAAAUGUUUUUAUCAUGCUUUGAUCAUAUUAUAGUGUAUUAUGUAUUACUGUUGCAAUGAAUAAAAUGUUUCUUUUAUUUACGAUUUUUUUUCUUCAAUUUGUGUCGUCCUCAUUGUAAAAAAGUUGGUUACCUUAUAUGCACCAAGACAAAUUCCUUGUGUGUCCGUCCAAUCACACUUGGCCAAUAAAAAAUUCUAUUCUAUUCUAUUCUAUUUUGCACAUAUGUUGUGCACUGACAACAAAGAUUUGAUUUGAUUUGAACCUAGUCUAGGAUUUGGAAGUUUUCACUCUGGUCGGGCUCGCGGUUGAAAGCUGCUAUCACAGAUCCGUGGAAAAGCACUUCGGCGACGGGACUUCUCCAAGGGGAAUAACUUAUACGUAUAACUAAACGCACCCGCAGCUCAAUUUUCAGCGGGCCGCCUUUUUCCUUUUGCCGCUUCUUCCGAUUCGCCCGCCGUUGCAGGCCACGCACAGCUGUGACCGAGAGCUGAUCCAACCCCUUCCUGUGCCGUUGCUGCUUCCAAGCCGGGCGGCAACUGUCUCCGCUUCAGCGGUGUAGCGGCUUUUCCAGUCUAUCCGGGAUUUGCAACCUGACCCUUAAAGGAACUGGACGGUUGGACGGACAUCCUCGAGGUUGCCGUCUGAGCGAAAUCUCGGGUCGCUCCUGGGACGCUCGUCUUCGCUCAGCCUGGCAAACGAGCCACGCGCCCAGCCAGGCAUUUUGAAACUAUCCCGAAGAGAGGAAAGCUCGCCUGGCAACUUGGGACAACAACCUAGGAUUUCCGCCUGUAAAUUCAUGGGAGCGUGUGGAACGAAGCGGAAAGCCAAAGCUGCUCAUGCAUCUCCAGCUUUGCCGUCGUAAGAACUGCCGCCUUUUCCCUCUCUCCUCCACCGCCCAUUCUACUUCUGCGCGCGCUUCCGGUUCCAAGCGACCAGCUUGUGCUGCAAAUUCGGCUUGGAAAGCGAGAGGAGAGGAGAGGAAUGACCGAGAUUUGAUGCGAACCAAGCGCAGAAUUGGUUGCCCAUUGAUCACCUUUUUCUAGGCAGUGGUGUCAUCUAAAGUCUUCUGAUGUUGGAGUCAAAGCUGGAAUAUCUACAACCCCUGAAACAGAAGGCAGAACUGUCCAUGCUGGCCAGAGCCAUUGGAUCCUUCAACUAUGGCUGGAGACAGAUCUCUCUUUGUGGGCAUGUAAUGUACUUAUGAUCCAGUGGCUAUUCUAUGCAGAUUCCUAAUCUGCCUGUCUGUCCAGUUCAGUGAGAUGAUGCGGCGUGGACGCAAGGGCCGCCAGCGGGCCUCCGAGAUUAUUCGCAAGCAGAAACGUAAAGACCUGGAUGCCCGACGCAGCAAGUGCCGGAUCCGUAUCGGAAGCCACCUGGAGCAGUGGUGUCAGCUGAAAGAGCAGCUGGGAUUUUCUCUCCAUUCCCAGCUGGCCAAAUAUCUGCUUGACAGGUGCAGUUCACAUGCCUCAGUAUUGAAAACAGGAUCAGACAGCUCCACUGCUGAUCCCAUCCCUUUUCCUUCGGAGGCAUUGCAACGUCUGGUUAUCCUUUCUCACAAUCACAGCCAGGAAUGUGGCUUCAUCCCUAAUGUGAAGACUGCUUUGCUGGAGCAGGAGAGAGUCUGCAGCCAGCUGGAAUGGGAGUGUCUGGCUGGUCAUACCUUCGCCUGGAGUCCCCCUGCCUCAAAGAUCAGCCCGCCACCCUUUUGCCAAACAGCCUCUGGUGGCAGGCAGGAGCAAGAGGAGGAAGCAAUUACUUCCGUGCUUAGCCACCCACCCUCUCGGGUCACCAGAUGCCGGCGCUCCCUUCGCAAAGCAGCAGCAGCCCAUGCCAUUUCGUUAGCACUUGCUUCCAACUCGCCCUGUCCUGUGGACGAGCCAGAACCAUCUUCCCAAGAGGAUGAGGAAUGUGGUACAAAUAGAGAGAGGACCACAUGUAUGUCUCCUGCCAGUGGCACAGGUCUGGACAAGGAGACAGAAUUACUGUGCAGUACAGAUUCGGAUGAAACAGAAGCUGCACCGGAUGAGAUUCCAGGUAGCACCGAAGCUCCAGGACCUGAAAGGAUUUUAACUGUACCAGGGGAGACACCAGAAUCAGUGUCUGGUCCACCAGAGGAAGAGGAAGCAGAAGAUUUCACAGAGGAAGAUAACAUGCUAUACAUGGAUGACCUGCGAGAUGAAAAUUAUCAGCCUUCCUUGGAUAGCUGCAAGAAGCAGGCACAGCCAAGAGAUGAAGACUUGUCCCAAAUUGGUCCUAAGAGAAUCAGGAAGGCAGCCAAGCGAGAAAUUCUCCUUUGUGACUAUGAUGGCUGUGGGAAAAUUUUCUCCAAUCGCCAAUACUUGAAUGUAAGUGAUGGAGGAACAGCAGUGGUCACCGGUCUCUUGGGCUGGAUACAGUACCACAAGAAAUACCAGCAUGUUCACCAAAAGACCUUUACCUGCUCUGAUCCAAGCUGUGGCAAAUCCUUCAACUUCAAGAAACAUCUCAAGGAACAUGAGAAGCUGCACAGUGAUAAAAGGGACUACAUAUGUGAGUUCUGCGCCCGCUCCUUCCGAACAAGCAGUAAUUUAAUUAUCCACAGGCGGAUCCAUACAGGAGAAAAACCCCUACAGUGCGAGAUCUGUGGUUUCACCUGCCGCCAAAAGGCAUCCUUGAACUGGCACAUGAAAAAGCAUGACGCCGACUCCUUCUACCAGUUCUCCUGCGACCUUUGUGGGAAGAAGUUUGAGAAGAAGGACAAUGUCACUGCGCACAAGAGUAAGAGCCAUCCCGAGGGCGCCACUGGGCUUCCCACACCAGCACAGGACCCGCCCCCUCCGAGUUCUCCACUUGCAGCAGAGCCAAUGGCAAACCCGGUUCAGACUCAGCCGUGUGACAUGGGGAAAAAGGUGGAGCCUCCUGCCCUUGCAAUUACCUAUAUCAGGGAUGACAAAGGACGCCAACAGAAGAUGAACACGUGCCAUAUGGCAGGAAGAAAACCAGAAUCAAUCCCUAAAAUGAAUACAGCAAGUUGUAAUGCAUUGUCAGAAGUUCGUACCAAGAAAUGGUGUACAAACCAUCCAAGUCAGACAAUACAGCGUUUGAGAGCAUGUUUGAAGGCAACCCGCCAAUCUUCACCCAAUUUACGGGAACCUGUCACUGCUGUUGAAAUGACUAUUAAAGAGCCAAUUAUACCAUCAGCUUUAACAUCUCCUCGCUUUCACGAGUUCACUGACAACUCUAUGGAUGGAGGUUACAUGCCAAGCCCCGUUCUUCAUAAAGAGAAACACGCUCUGAACUCGCCUUCAAUCCAGGCUAAUCGGGAAGCUGGUCGACAGCGAUUCCGCCUAUCCACCCUCCUACCUGGAGAAACUCUGCAAGAGAUUCUGUCCAGGCUGAGUACCACAGCACUGCAGUGGCUCUGUCCUCAGGAACACAGCAAGGACCAGAUUGUGGACAUGGUCAUCCUGGAGCAAUUUCUCAAUGUGCUUCCAGCAGACAUGCAGACAUGGCUGAAAGCCCAGGAGCCAGGCAGCAGCAAGGAGGCCGUACAUCUGGCUAUGGCCUAUCAUAAACAGGAACCUGCCAAGCCCAUUCAGGAUAUGAUAACCUUUGAAGAUGUAUCUAUUCACUUCACCGAGGAAGAAUGGAGUCUACUCUACCAUAAAGAAAAAAACCUUUACUGGAAUGUCAUGCAUCAAAAUUAUGAUAAUGUAGCCUAUCUGGCAAGUGAUCAGAUCAAAGGAAAAAGCCAAGAGGAAGAACCUUUGCAGGAAGUCUCUGAACCAGCAGUGGAAUGGUUGGAAAAAUCAAAGGAGGUCAUUUUACAACAUCCUAAACAAAAGUUGAAUAAGAACUGUCCGAAGAACCAGCAAAAGACAACCUUGCAGAAGGAAGCAAUAUUCACUGGUUCCAAAAGAAAUGUGAUGGGACCAGACAGAGACAUCAUUCUUCAAGAAGUAGGGCUGCAGAGUCAAUGCAUGCAUAUUGAUUAUGGAGAAGGUGGUGCAUCUGCAAUACCUAUCAAUGAUCAGAAACGCCUGAAGGAGGAAGAUAUCACAGAGAAAGAUAAUGUGGUACACAUUGAUGACCUGCGAGAUGAAAAUUAUCAGCCUUCCUUGGAUAGGUGCAAGAAGCAGGCACAGCCAAGAGAUGAAGACUUGUCCCAAAUUGGUCCUAAGAGAAUCAGGAAGGCAGCCAAGCGAGAAAUUCUCCUUUGUGAUUAUGAUGGUUGUGGGAAAAUUUUCUCCAAUCGCCAAUACUUGAAUUACCACAAGAAAUACCGGCAUGUUCACCAAGAGACCUUUACCUGCUCUGAUCCAAGCUGUGGCAAAUCCUUCAACUUCAAGAAACAUCUCAAGGAACACGAGAAACUGCACAGUGAUAAAAGGGACUACAUAUGUGAGUUCUGCACCCACUCCUUCCGAUCAAGUAGUAAUUUAACUGUCCAUAGGCGGAUUCAUACCGGAGAAAAACCCCUACAGUGCGAAAUCUGUGGUUUCACCUGCCGCCAAAAGGCAUCCUUGAACUGGCACAUGAAAAAGCAUGACGCCGACUCCUCCUACCAGUUCUCCUGCGACCUUUGUGGGAAGAAGUUUGAGAAGAAGGACAAUGUCACUGCGCACAAGAGUAAGAGCCAUCGGCUUCCGGUGGCACUGUUUGAGUGCUGA